GAGCCGGAGUCGGUUCGAGUCCUCACACCGAGUCCUCACCAAGUCCCGGCCGUCUGAGUCCGGCUCCGGAGUCCUGCCGAGCACCGGUGACCCGCUCACACCGCACCGGAUCCGAACCGCGUCGCCCGACAGCUCCGCGCGGCCGACCCCCCACCGCCCCCCUCCAAGCCGAGCCGCGCGCCGCUCAGACCGGACCCGAGGACCGGAGGGAGCCGGUGCGACCGUCUUUGUUCGCCGUGACCCGGAUCUGCUCACCAGAACCAGAAACGAGCUCUGUUUGGACUUUUCUUCACUCCGCGGUUCGACUUUUGUUCUGAGUUCUGAUCCGGAGCGAAGCAGAAACAGAAGAAGCUCAACAGCUGACUGACGACACGUUGCGCAACUCAGACAAUAAGCAGCAGACAAAGACGUCAGAGCUCCCAGUAGCACCAGUAGCACCAGUAACCCCCCCAGGAACACCAGGAACACUGCUGCUGCUGCUCCCAGUACAAGCAAACCUGCCGCUGGACUGUUUCCAGUAACUUCCACUGGUUUCCAUUUGAGCUGCAGUUUGGACCAGUUUGCCAAAAGUGAAGAUGAGCAUGGGCGUGGCCACCACCAGGUCUCAGGUGUGUCUGAAGCGGUUGCUGGACGAGCCCCAGGACGGUUUGCUGAAAUGCAAACGGGCCCGCGUGGCCCCGCCCCCUCCCUCCGUCGGCCUAUCGCCGUGUCUCAGGCACACGAGCCCCGCCCCCAAGCCCAGCCAGAGCCAGUCGCCAUCCAGAGUGGGACCGUACCUGCUGUACGAGCGCUGCGAGAAGGAGGAGACCUACAGGGCCGUGCACGUGCACACGCAGCAGCAGUACACCUGCCAGGUCCUCCCUCUGCGCGGCUACCAGGACCGUCUGGCAGCCUACGACCGCAUCGGUCACCACGACAACGUGUGCGGCCUGCUGGACGUGGUGGUCGGCCAGGACAGCGUGUACGUCUUCCUGCCCGGUCACCACGGCGACAUGCACGCGUACGUGCGCAGCCGGAAGCGUCUCGGCGAGGAGGAGGCGGGGCUCCUGUUCACGCAGAUGCUGAGCGCCGUGAUGCACUGCCACCGCCACGGAGUCGUCCUGAGAGACCUGAAGCUGCGCCGGUUCGUCUUCACCGACAGAUACAGGACUCGUCUCGCUCUGCUCGGCCUCGACGACUGCGUCCUCCUGCGCGGUAACCACGACGACGACUCCCUGACGGACCGGCACGGCUGCCCCGCCUACGUGGGCCCCGAGCUGCUGACCAACGGCGGCGGCUCGUACUCGGGCCGGGCGGCGGACGUGUGGAGCCUGGGCGUGUCCCUGUACACCAUGCUGGUGGGCCGCUACCCCUUCCAGGACACGCAGCCCGCCGCGCUGUUCGCCAAGAUCCGCCGCGGGGCCUUCAGCCUCCCCGACUGGCUGUCGCCGCAGGCCAAGUGCCUGAUCGGCUGCAUGCUGAGGAAGUCGCCCGGCGAGAGGCUGCAGGCGUCCGAGCUGCUGCUGCACCCGUGGCUGACCAAUCCCUGCGCGCCGCAUCACAGCGCGCCCAAGAUGCAGCAGAACUCGGCGCUGCAGCGGAAACACGAGGACGAGGACGACGGCGGCGACCAGGUGGUGCCGACGUGGAGCGACGGACAGUCAUGAACACACCUCCACGUCCAUCCUCGUCAGAAGCUGAACUGCUGUAGUGAAUCUUCACGUCCUGAAACCAAAACCUGGUUCAGACUUUAGCUGCAAGUCUGAACCCUGAAACGGACCUUUAACCCUCUGAACCCCGACACCCGCUGCCAGGUUGGAAAGGUGUGUUUAUAUUUAAGAAAAACCACCAAGACGACACCAUUCAUCAGAACUGUAGGGUCCUUGAACUACUCACGUGUUGCACCAUCAAUGGAACCAAAUCU
Molecule: messenger RNA, 1903 nt
Organism: Stegastes partitus (bicolor damselfish)
Lineage: Eukaryota; Metazoa; Chordata; Actinopteri; Pomacentridae
Gene: trib3
Product: tribbles pseudokinase 3
Exons: 4
Coding region: 576-1646 (356 amino acids)
Biological process (GO): positive regulation of proteasomal ubiquitin-dependent protein catabolic process; regulation of MAP kinase activity; protein phosphorylation
Cellular component (GO): nucleus
Molecular function (GO): ATP binding; protein kinase activity; mitogen-activated protein kinase kinase binding
Source: RefSeq, a predicted model, not a curated record